Messenger RNA from Nerophis lumbriciformis (worm pipefish), 1859 nucleotides. The record is from RefSeq and is a predicted model, not a curated record. Lineage: Eukaryota; Metazoa; Chordata; Actinopteri; Syngnathiformes; Syngnathidae.
AGAGGAGUGGCACACCAGUGUGGGACAGAAGGAGCUACAGGCCCCCUCCCACAUUAAAGAGGAGCAGCUUCAUGAUGAAGAUGAAGCUCAGUCCUUACAGCUUCAUCACAGUCAAAGUGAGGAGAACAGAGGGGCGGAGCUUGUAAGUCAACACAUCACAGAAGCUGAUGGAGAGCAUUGUGAAGAUAUCAAGUCAGAACCAGACAGCAUCUUUGCUCCACUGUCAGACAUGGACCACAUGAUGUCACACUCUUCUGAUCACAGUGACCACAUCCAAAAAUCUUUGGAGAGUAAAAAUGACUCUAAAGGUGAUACGAGACAUCACACUAACAACAAACACUUUGACUGCUCUGAAUGUGGGAAAUCAUUUAGACGGAAGAGUCAUUUUACAGAACACAUGAGAACACAUACUGGAGAGAAACCUUUUACUUGCUCUGUUUGUGCUAAAAGAUUCAACACCAUGUAUGAAAUGAUAUCACACAUGAGAACACACACAGGUGAGAAACCUUUUACUUGCUCUGUUUGUAAGAAUAGUUUCUCCACAAAGCAAGUCAUGACCACACACAUGAGAACACACACUGGAGAGAAACCUUUUGCUGGCUCAACUUGUGCUAAAAGAUUCAAUAAUAAGAAUGACAUGACCACACACAUGAGAACACACACAGGUGAGAAACCUUUUACUUGCUCUGUUUGUGCUAAAAGAUUCAACACCAUGUAUGAAAUGAUAUCACACAUGAGAACACACACAGGUGAGAAACCUUUUACUUGCUCUGUUUGUAAGAAGAGUUUCUCUAGAAAGCAACACAUGACCGCACACAUGAGAACACACACUGGAGAGAAACCUUUUUCUUGCUCAGCUUGUGCUAAAAGAUUCAACACUAAGAAGGAAAUGAUAUUACACAUGAGAACACACACAGGUGAGAAACCUUUUAUUUGCUCUGUUUGUAAGAAGAGUUUCUCCAAAAAGUGUAACAUGACCACACACAUGAGAACACACACGAGAGAAACAUUUUGCUUGCUCAGCUUGUGCUAAAAGAUUCAACACCAAGUAUGAAAUGAUAUCACACAUGAGAACACACACAGGUGAGAAACCUUUUACUUGCUCUGUUUGUAAGAAGAGUUUCUCCAGUAAAGGUGACAUGACCACACACGUGAGAACACACACUGGAGAGAAACCUUUUUCUUGCUCAGCUUGUGCUAAAAGAUUCAACACUAGGAAUUACAUGAUAUUACACAUUAGAACACACACAGGAGAGAAACCUUUUACUUGCUCUGUUUGUAAGAAGAGUUUCUCCAGAAAGGAACACAUGACCAUACACAUGAGAACACACACUGGAGAGAAACCUUUUGCUUGCUUAGUUUGUGCUAAAAGAUUCAACACUAAGAAGGAAAUUAUAUUGCACAUGAGAACACACACAGGUUAGAAACAUUUUACUUGCUCUGUUUGUAAGAAGAGUUUCUCCAGAAAGGAACACAUGACCACACACAUGAGAACACACACUGGAGAAACCGUUUAGUUGCACUGUGUGUGAUAAAAGGUUCAUGUAUAAGUAUCAGGUCAGUAGACACAAGUGUGUAACAGUCAUGGAAGCUGCAGGGAUGUAAAAACACUUAAACAGGGAUUGUGCUAAAUGUAGUUUAAAAACACAGCAUGUUUAAUAAGAAUGUAUAUUUGAUGUUGUAUGUAGUGCUUCUCAUCUUCUAGUCUUAUAUGUUGGCCUGUAGUUACUUUUUAAGUUGAGUGCAUGUAUUGAAUAUUAUAUAUGUAGCAACUAUUUUAUUUUCUCAUCUUUGAAGAGAGGACAUCUUAUUAUUUUCAUUGUUUUUUUCCACACAUUUUUUCCAUUGCAUUUUAUUGA